Molecule: messenger RNA, 369 nt
Organism: Penaeus monodon (black tiger shrimp)
Lineage: Eukaryota; Metazoa; Arthropoda; Malacostraca; Decapoda; Penaeidae
Source: RefSeq, a predicted model, not a curated record
AUGACCAACAAUCCUUUAUCUUCAUCAAAUUGUGACAAAUGUUACUUGGUUUCAGGUAUGGUGGAGAGGUAUGUUUAUGAAGAAACCCUUUAUGCUACAGUAAUCAGAAUAAUAGCUGGGGAUCAGCUAAGCUACCUAACAAUGCAGCACAGUCAAGCUUGUUCUCCCCUUAUUGUGUAUACAACUACCUGUGCUAUCUGUCACAGUGUCUACCACCCAUCAAGCAAAGCAGUUGCUCAUAGUUGUGGUCAUAGUUAUCAUGCUCGUUGUGGUGGAGAAGCCCCUGCCUGUGUACUCUGUACAGGCAGCAGCCAGGAGGAGCAGGCAGCUGAUCAGUCACAAGCUCCUGAUUCCAUAGAGGAACCAAGU